AAAAUUAAAAAAUAGAAAAUGUCUAAAAAAUAAAUAGAUAGUCCUACACAGUCCGGCGCUGUAUGCGAAGUCUGGAAUGGCGGUAGUUUUAGAGCGAAAUCAGGAUGCAACAGUAUACUGUGGUAAUGUAGAUGACAAGGUUUUGGAACCUCUCCUUUGGGAACUUUUUCUUCAGGCAGGACCAGUAGUUAAUGUUCAUAUGCCAAAGGAUCGAAUUACUCAAAAUCAUCAAGGGUAUGGUUUUAUUGAGUUUAUGUCAGAAGAAGAUGCAGAUUAUGCAAUCAAAAUAUUGAACAUGAUAAAGGUUUAUGGUAAGCCUAUCAGGGUGAACAAGGCAUCUGCACACAAUAAAAAUCUUGAUGUUGGUGCAAAUAUAUUUAUUGGAAAUUUAGAUCCAGAUAUUGAUGAAAAGCUUCUGUAUGAUACUUUCAGUGCUUUUGGUGUUAUUCUCACUACACCUAAGAUCAUGCGAGACCCUGAGACUGGUAAUUCAAAAGGUUUUGCUUUCAUUAAUUUUGCAAGUUUUGAAGCUUCUGAUGCUGCUAUUGAUGCUAUGAAUGGUCAAUAUUUGUCUAAUAGACCUAUUAGUGUAUCUUACUCAUUUAAAAAAGAUACAAAAGGCGAGCGUCAUGGGUCUGCUGCUGAGCGACUUCUGGCUGCAAGUAAUCCUUUGACACAGAGUGAUCGCCCUCAUCAGUUGUUUGCUGAUGCCCCACCAAUGCUUCCACCUAUUCUUCCUGAUAUGAUGAGUUCUCGCUCUAUUAUGCCUCCCACUAUCAUACCCCCUCCAAUGGGUGGUCCAAUGGGAAUGCCACCAACUAUGAUGGGUGGAGACAGUAUGGGAAUGUCGUUUUUACCUGCAUUUAUGCAAGGUCCACCUCCUAUGCAAGGUAUGCCUCCAAAUAUGGCUGCAAUGGGUUUUCCAAAUAUGCCUCCACCAGGUUUUAUGCAUAUGGCACCUCCAAAUGCUCAGACUCUUUCUACUUCUUCAGCAAAUUCUACAAGUCAGGUUUUCCCUCCUAUGCCACAAUCUAUGAAUACGGUUAGUAGUAUGUCCACCAGUAUGAGAAUGCCACCUAGACCUCCAGUAAUGUUCGGUUUACCAAAUGAACGGCCACCUUGGAUGAUGGGUCCACCUCGAAAUAUGAUAGGGAUGCCUGGUGUUAGACCUCAAGUUAUGGGGUUUGAUCCUCGUAUUUUGACACCUCGUCCACCUAUGCCUCCACGUGUUCCGACUCCAAGAUAAAACUUACUUUAUGUAUUUUUUAAAAUAGUUGAAUUUUUUAUGAAAAAUGAAAUUUUUAUUUAUAA
Hydra vulgaris (swiftwater hydra) is the source of this 1311-nucleotide messenger RNA. Its product is annotated as splicing factor 3B subunit 4. Gene Ontology annotation, molecular function: RNA binding. Lineage: Eukaryota; Metazoa; Cnidaria; Hydrozoa; Anthoathecata; Hydridae. The record is from RefSeq and is a predicted model, not a curated record. Gene Ontology annotation, cellular component: U12-type spliceosomal complex; nucleolus; U2 snRNP. Gene Ontology annotation, biological process: positive regulation of mRNA splicing, via spliceosome.